AUGUGUGAAUCUCCACAAUCUUGGCAAUCAACGUCGUUCUAUGAUUGUACUGGUCGUGGUCGACCGAAAGGUUUCUGUGUAGAAAUUUCCUCACCGCAUAUUUCAAGUCCUAAAUUAACUCCAUGUGAAACAUCAAAAACUAUACAUUCAUCCGAAUUAUUUCUUGAACUUGAACCACCAUCUGUUCCUUUAUCAAGUGAUGAUUAUGAAGAAGAUUUAGAAAAAUUUCCUGAAGAACAAAAUCAUGCUUCUAAAACAUUAGUUGUAAAUAAUAAAAACAUGAAAAAAGUUAAUAAAAAGAAAGACCAUCAUAAUUUACCAAUAGUUUGUCCACCAGUUGAAUUUCCACUUAAUCGUGAUGAUAAACAACAAUUAACAGUAGUUCUUUUACCAUGUUUACAAUUUCCUGAAUCAUAUUCUUCACCAAGUGAAAUAAUUGUUGAUUAUUGGCGUCGAUAUCAUACAAUGCGUGUAUCAUUUUCACAAAAAGAAAUAGGAUUUUUUUCAACUGCUGAUCGUGCUGAUCGAACACGAUGUCGAGAAGAUUAUCGAUAUUUAAAAAAAUUAAUUUAUCCAAUUGAACAAAAAAAAGUUCAUUUUGAUCUUAAUAUUGGUGCUGAAUAUCUUGAUGAACCGCCAGCUUCACUUGAUUCAAUGAUGUGGUGGAUUCUUCGACGUAAAAAUGAAUUAUUUAUUGAUAAAAAAUUUACUUUCGAUUUUCUAUCAUGGCGUGGAACAUUACGUAAAAUAAUGUCAUCAUUAUUUGAUUCAGUUCUUGAUUGGCGUAUAGGAAUUAUACGUUGGAAUGGUUGUCAUUUUAUGUCAGUUUUUCAUACAGAAACAGAAUUAAAAGUUGAAAAUAAACAAACACCAAUUGAAAAACGUAUGCAAUAUUGGGGUCAUAAAUUUGAAGACUAUAUUACAUUAGAUGAUCCACCAUUAAUUCCAUCACCAAAAAAAAUUUUUUCUACAAUGAAUAAAGCUACACUUGGCCGUCACAUUCUUUUAUAUAGUAGUGAAAUAGAUGCAUGUACAUUGAAUUCAACAUUUCAUGAAGAAAAAAAACAAGGAACUUAUGUUGAAGUUAAAAUUGCUUAUGCUAAACAUUUACUAGAUUUAAAUACUGCUUCGUAA
Molecule: messenger RNA, 1134 nt
Organism: Rotaria sp. Silwood2
Lineage: Eukaryota; Metazoa; Rotifera; Eurotatoria; Philodinida; Philodinidae
Source: the annotation of a GenBank genome assembly